This is a messenger RNA of Juglans microcarpa x Juglans regia, 3759 nucleotides long. Its product is annotated as villin-1. Gene Ontology annotation, biological process: cytoskeleton organization. Lineage: Eukaryota; Viridiplantae; Streptophyta; Magnoliopsida; Fagales; Juglandaceae. The transcript has 22 exons. The record is from RefSeq and is a predicted model, not a curated record. The coding region runs from base 900 to 3614 and encodes 904 amino acids. Gene Ontology annotation, molecular function: actin filament binding.
UUUCAAUUUAUCUUGAACUUGAUAAGACUUUCAGUACUCGUACCUUUUCAUUCAGACCCACAACCAUUCCACGGAUCCUGGGAAAUAUUUUGGCGUUGGCAAAACUGGGGUUUUCUGUAUUGUCUUUCAAAUCCUGUUGGUUUGUGCAUGAUUGCUUAUGGAGAUAGGGUAGUAAUUCCAUGCUGAAACAUUGGGUCUCUGUCCGUUUCUAUAACUUGCUUCUGUGAAUAUGGAGGAAUAUGUUACAGUUUUUUUGCAGGCUGACCUUUUGCAGGGAUAUGUUAUUUCUGCUCGCACUCCUUAAUUGAUGCUUAGGUUUCUUUUCGACGAUGGGUGAUAUCAAGGUGUAAAAUAUAGGAGCUACGUUGCUAAGAGAACAUAUGACUUCAGAUAUAUGGGCUAUCAUAUACACGAUGAUAACCCAAAAAGUAUUUAGUAGAUUCAAAGUGUAAGACGGGGUUAUGAUGCAAAUUACGAUGUAUUAUCAUUGCUCUACUUUACAUUUCUACAUUUUCCAAUCACGAGAUGAUGAUCUAGCUUUGAUACUACAUUAAAGCCAUAAAACCCAAGAACUUCAGGGUCCAAGUGAUUGUAUCAUGCUUGGGCAACAUAUCAGAAUCUUUUUGUAUAAUUCCGAACUCGUAGAUAGUCUUAAUCUAAUUGCCAUAUGAGACAAAUUUAGUUGAUUUUCAUCUCAUCUAAGAUGACUUAACGCUUAUCAUUUGAUUGGAUUAUAAAUGAGAAAGCAUUAACGUUUUUCUCAUAAAAAAUAUUAUUGAUGUAAAAAGGCGAACCUCAUAUCUGCAUUUGCAAUAGUGAAACUCAAAGCCUGGACUGCAGAACUAAUUGCAAGUUUCCAGUUGUCAUUUUGUGGAGUAACAAGGUCUUUGUGAAAGACGAUGUCUCUUCUCAGUAAAGACAUCGACUCAGCAUUCGUGGGUGCAGGAUCAAAGGCGGGUUUAGAGAUCUGGUGUAUUGAGAACCUUCGGCUGGUUCGCGUCCCAAAAUCUUCUCAUGGAAAGUUUUAUGCUGGAAAUGCAUAUGUAGUUUUGAAUACAAUUUUGCGCAAAAACGGCCCUCCUCAGCAUGACGUGCAUUAUUGGCUGGGAAAUGAUACAAAGGAGGUGGACUUAGCAAUGGCAUCUGACAAGGCACUCGAAUUGGAUGCUUCUCUUGGGUCCUGCACUGUCCAAUAUAAGGAGCUUCAAGGCCUGGAAACGGAAAAGUUUUUGUCAUACUUCAAACCUUGUAUUAUACCUCUUGAAGGAGCAUACUCUUCGCAAGAAGCGCACUUAAAUGGUGAUACAUACAAAGUUAGCUUGUUAACUUGCAAGGGAGACCGUGUUGUUCACAUUAAAGAAGUGCCUUUUUCUAGGUCAUCUUUGAACCAUGAUGAUGUAUUCAUUCUUGACACUGCAUCAAAAGUUUUCCUCUUCAGCGGGUGCAACUCUACCAUACAAGAAAGGGCUAAAGGUUUGGAGGUUGUUCAGUAUAUCCAAGAGAAUAAGCAUGGCGGAAAAUGUGAGGUGGCGACUAUAGAGGAUGGAAAGUUUGUCGGUGAUUCUGAUGUGGGUGAAUUCUGGAGUUUAUUUGGUGGUUUUGCUCCCAUUCCUCGGGAUUCUCCUUCUUCUUUCCAGAAACAGUCUGAUACUCCUUCUGUGAAACUAUCAUGGAUAACCAUACAGGGCAAACUAUGUCAAACUGGAACAGAUUCAUUGCAUAAGAAAAUGCUUGAGACGGACAAGUGCUACUUGUUGGACUGUGGUGCUGAGGUUUUUGUUUGGAUGGGAAGACACAGUUCGAUUUCAGAACGGAAGAUAUCAAUCUCAGCAGCAGAGGGUUUCCUCAGAGAUCAGAACAGGUCAACUGGGACCCAUUUAACCUUUCUAACUGAAGGAUUAGAAAGUUCCAUAUUUAGGUCAUACUUUGAUGAUUGGCCUCAAAAAGUGGAACCCAAGCUAUAUGAAGAAGGUCGAGGGAAAGUAGCAGCAAUAUUCAAGCAACAGGGUUAUGAUGUGAAAGAACUUCCUGAAGAAGACUGCGAGCCUUUUAUAAAUUGCAGAGGCACCCUAAAAGUUUGGAGGGUAAAUGGUGAUGAGUUAUCCCUUCUUCCAGUUCCAGAACAGACAAAACUCUUCAGUGGAGAUUGCUAUAUAGUGCAGUUUACAUAUGCUGGAAACGAUAGGGAUGAGAAUCUGUUUUUUGCAUGGCUUGGUUGCAGCAGUGUAAUGGAAGAUAGAAAGGCCACCAUCUCCCAUAUGAAUGCAAUUGCUGAUUCAACCAAGGGGGAUCCAGUUUUGGUUCAAGUGGUUGGAGAUAAUGAGCCAGUUCAAUUUUUCUCGAUUAUGCAGAAAUUGAUCAUUUUCAAGGGAGGGAUGAGUAAAGGAUACAAGAAAUUUAUCGCAGAGAAUGGUUUGACAGAUGAAACUUAUGGUGAAAACAAAACAGCUCUUUUCCGAGUUCAAGGGACAAGUCCACACAAUAUGCAAGCCAUCCAACUUGAUCCACUGUUGCAGGUUUCAAGCUCGCUGAACUCAUCCUAUGGUUACAUUCUGCAAACUGAAACAUUUAUCUUCACUUGGAUUGGGAAUCUCUCUUCGACCCAAGACCAUGAUCUCCUUGACAGAAUGCUGGAGCUGAUAGAUCCGACAUGGCAACCCACUUCUGUGAGGGAAGGGAGUGAACCUGAUAUUUUCUGGAAUGCACUUGGUGGGAAGGCAGAGUAUCCAAGGGAAAAAGAGAUGAAAGGAUACACAGAAGAUCCACAUCUAUUUGUGGUGAACGUCAGUGAAGAUGAAUUCAAGGUGAAAGAGAUAUACAAUUUUUCACAGGAUGAUUUAACUACUGAAGACGUAUUAGUGCUGGACUGUCACAGAGAAAUAUAUGUCUGGAUAGGAUGCCACUCAAAUAUUAUAUCAAAGCAACAAGCUCUUACUCUUGGUCUGAAAUUUCUUGAGAUGGACAUUCUCGUUGAAGGGCUAUCUCUGGAGACCCCUAUCUUUAUUGUCACAGAAGGGCAUGAGCCACCGUUUUUCACUCACUUCUUCGAAUGGGAUUCCUCAAAGGCAAAUAUGCGUGGGAACUCAUUUGAGCGGAAGCUUGCUCUUCUGAAGGGAAAACCACAGAAUUUAGAAGUAUCUAGAAGAAACUCAUGGAAGGCAUACUCCAGGGAGACUACACCAGAUAGUUCGAGAAGCCAGUCCGUGAGUUCCAAUGGACAGGGAAGAAGUGUAUCUCCUGCAUCAAGGGUUUCAGGCUCAAAUUCGAUGUCUUCAAGCAAUCAUCUGUUUUCUAGACCAGCCCCAAUUGCCCGGAAGCUCUUUUCAGGAUCUUCUCUUCAUGGUUCUCCAGCAGCAGAGCAAAGGUCACCUUCUCAGAGUGCGAGUUACAUCCAAGUUGAUGGAAGUGGGGAUUGUGUAAGUUUCUCGAUAUAUCCAUAUGAACGGUUGAACGUGAUGUCUAAUGACCCGGUAGCAGACAUAAAUGUGACCAAAAGAGAGGCAUAUUUAUCAGACGAAGAGUUUCAAGGCAAAUUUGGAAUGACAAAAAGAGCUUUCUACGAGCUUCCUAAAUGGAGACAAAACAAGCUCAAGAUGUCUCUUAAUCUAUUUUAGGCAUGCUAUGUUGAGACUAGAACAAGAUGCUGAUUGGAACCAUGGGAAUUUUACAAACCCAAAGGUCAAUGAAUGCCUUACUUUAUGUCCGAUGUAAGCUUGAAUCCCUGUUCUGCAGAGAAAUCCAUGAUUGUACUAUUUGCUC